AGUAAACAUUCAACCUUAUCGAAGCUCCACUUAGAAAAUUUUUAUCUGUAUUUGAUGAAUACUUUGAAAUUUAGAGAUGAACAUUUCUAAGGUCUUUCCGAAUUUAUCAGAUCCAUUUAAAAAAAAUAAAUGACUCGUGAUAUUUGUUAAACGCAAGCACUGUCAGCUGUGUCAAACCGCGUAUGACACGUGGCUUCUUUUUUAUACAACGAUUGAUAGUUGUUGGAAGUGUGAUUAGACCUACACCUCUAUUAAACAGAAUGCUGAAGAGAUCUGCGCAGAGUCCUCCGGAAAGGAAAGCGAAAAUAAAUCAAGAUUCUCUCGCAAGUGUCAAAUCAACUGAUCGAUCUAACCUCAAACUUGAUCUUUCACAACCCAACAUAAUGCCGAAGACGGAACGUACGGCUAGCGAUGAUAAACAUCGUCAAGUUGAAUAUUUAGAGACUCCCGUAAAAUCGGAGAAUGACAAGAAACAAUACAGAGUCAUCAAACUACAAAAUGGUUUGACAGCUUUGCUGAUAUCUGAUGUAGAAUCAAAAGUAUGUUCUUCUCAAGAUGAUGAUGAAGGAAGUAGUGAAGACGAAACUGAAGAUGACGAAAGCGAUGAAGAGGAUGAAGAUGACGAUGAAGAUGACGACGAAGACAGUGAAGAAGAUGCAAGUGAUGAGUAUGAUGAAGAAGACACUUCUUCAGCAGCCAAACGAAUUAAAAGAGACGAAAAAAAGGCAGCGUGUGGUUUAUGUGUGGGAGUAGGCAGCUUCAGCGAUCCACCGGAAAUACCAGGAAUGGCGCAUUUUUUGGAGCAUAUGGUUUUCAUGGGAUCGGAGAAAUAUCCAGAAGAAAACAAUUUUGAUGCAUUUGUUAGCAAGCACGGUGGCUUUACUAACGCCUCGACGGACUGCGAACACACGACGUUUUAUUUCGAUGUUCAGGAGAAGCAUUUCUUGUCAGCCCUCGACCGUUUUGCUCAAUUUUUUAUUAAGCCCUUAAUGAAGGAAGAUGCCAUCUCGCGCGAGCGAGAAGCAGUGGAAAGCGAGUUUCAGUUAGCCUUAUCUAGUGAUGAGAAUCGGAAAGAACAAUUGUUUUCCAGUUUCGCGCGCACUGAUCAUCCAGCCAACAAGUUUAUCUGGGGCAAUUUGAUAACGUUGCGCGAGAAUGUGGCUGAUGAUAAAUUGUAUGCAGACCUGCACAAAUUCAGAGAACGUCAUUACAGCGCUCACAGAAUGAAGCUGACUGUGCAGGCGAGACUGCCGUUAGAUACUCUUGAGAAAUAUGUCACUGACUGUUUCACCGAUGUACCGAGCAACGGGCUACUUCCCGAUGAUUUUACCGAGUACAAAGACGGCGUUUCUUUCGACACUCCUGCUUUCCGAAGAAUGUACAAAGUUAAGCCCGUCAAGGAUUUUGGCCAGUUAGAAUUAACAUGGGUCAUGCCUUCGCUGCACGAUUUGUACCAAAGUAAACCGCAUCAAUACAUCUCGUGGAUUAUCGGGCACGAAGGACGUGGCUCUUUAAUUAGUUAUCUGCGUAAGAAAAUGUGGGCCUUCGAUAUGUACAGCGGUAACAGCGAGAACGGCUUCGAGCACAGUUCUAUGUACGCCUUGUUGAAGCUUACCGUGUUGCUCACCGACGAGGGGCAGGCGCACUUGAAAGAUGUACUGGAUGCGAUAUUUCAGUUCAUCAACUUGAUGAAGAAAGAGGGUCCGCAGAGAAGGAUUUACGACGAGAUUUAUAAAAUCGAAGAGAAUAACUUUAGAUUCAUCAACGAAGAGGAUCCAGCCGAUUACGUGGAGGAUCUGUGCGAGUGCAUGCAUUUCUAUCCGCCGCGCGAUUACAUAACCGGCAGCGAACUUUACUUUGAGUACAAUGAGGCGGCUAUACAGAAGUGCUUGGACUAUUUAACGCCGGAAAAUGUAAACAUUAUGAUCUUCGAUAAGAAGUUGAGCGAUGAAGAACUGGACAAGGUCGAGCCUUGGUUCAGUACCAAGUACACAGACACGGAGAUACCGCAGGAAUGGAUUGCGUGUUGGAAAAAGUCAUUCUCCUCCGAGACUCCGUCUUCAACACCCCUUUUUCACUUACCUCUGCCGAAUGAAUUCCUUACCAACGACUUCUCCUUGAUACCGUUGGAGGAAAACGUUCCGAAAUAUCCCGUUAAAAUACAUCGGGAUAAUGUACACGAGAUUUGGUAUCGUCCAGAUCCCAAGUUUCGUCUGCCAGAGUGUUACAUGAACUUCCUUCUUGUUUCUCCUCUUGGUUUUAAAUUGUCGGAGAAUGUAGCUCUCAUGGCGUUGUACGUUAAUGUAUUAAAACUGCUAUUAGUGGAAGAAUUAUAUUCAGCUACAACAGCCAGGCUUGACUAUAGCAUUAUUGCCUGCGAAAAGGGUAUCAUUAUAAAAUUAGACGGAUUUAAUGAGAAACUGCCACACUUAUUGAUGACUAUUGGCAAAUACAUAGCGGACUAUUCGAAUUUCGAUAACAAGGAGUUAUUCGAAGUGGUGAAACGGCAGCAACUCAAGGAAUAUUACAAUACGUUCAUCAAACCCGGGAAACUCGUCAAGGAUGUGAGAUUGUCGAUACUCAAGCUAGUUCAUUAUACGAAUGUCGAUAUGCACAACAGUCUACGUAACGUUGAUUUCGAAAAGUUUAAAAACUUUGUCAAGUCCUUCACCGAUCAUUUGUACAUACAGUGCCUUGUGCAAGGCAAUAUUACGCGGAGUGCCGUGGAGCAGAAUGUACAACAGUUCGUCAAAAUAAUUAAUUGCGGACAGCUGCUGCCUACUAUGAAGCCGCAGAUGAAAGUUAUGGAGAUGCUGUUGGGCAGCCACUACUGCAAGCUGAAGAACAUUAAUAGAACCGACGUGAAUUCUGUAGUGACCAAUUACUAUCAGAUCGGAGUCGCGUCGAUAGAGCUAACAGUGUUGGUCGAUCUACUGAUUAUGGUGAUGAAAGAACCGUUGUUCACUCAGCUCAGAAGCAAAGAGCAGCUCGGCUACGACGUCUCCUGCAUUCUCCGAGAUAUCUACGGGAUAUUGGGAUAUUCUGUUACGGUUCACACUCAGGCGGAUAAAUACACGACCGACCAUGUGGACAAACGAAUCGAGGAAUUCAUGAAGUCACUGGACAAAAUUUUGCAAGAGACCACCGAGGAGGAAUUGGAAUCCCUCAAGGAGACGCUGAGGAAGAUGAAACAGUGCGCCGACAUCGAUUUGGAGGAAGAAGUUAGCAGAAAUUGGAUCGAGAUCACAAGGUGGCAAUACAUGUUUGACAGACUCGAGAGGGAAACGCUCGCGAUAAAGAACAUAAAAAUCGACGAACUGAGACAAUUCGUCGCGAAAUAUAUGCUGAAGGGAAGUAGCUUGAGAAAAUUGAGCGUGCACGUAGUGGGAACCGAUCCGAAGCAGAACGCAACGGAUAACGUUGAUGAAGAUCGCGAAAAGACGGAAUACUCCUUAGAAUAUAUAACCGACGAUCAGCAGCAUGUGAAAUCCCUAAUCGUUACCGAUAUUGACGCUUACAAGAAGCUUCUUUCUACCUUUCCAGUAAGUGAGGAGAUCAAUUUUCUCGAUUCAUUCCCGAAUGAAUGACGCUCUCUCUCUCUAACAACAUAAUAUAAUUAGUAAUGAUAAUGAAAUAAUAAAGAUUGCACUGCCGUGAAAAGAAGAACAUUACGAAUAAUUUUUCGUAAGUUUAAUACUCUAGAUUUACUGCUUCUUUUUUUCAUACAAGCGCAUGUUGUAAUACGAAUAUUUGAAAUUAAUUACAUAAAAGAAUAUGUA
Linepithema humile (Argentine ant) is the source of this 3779-nucleotide messenger RNA. RefSeq names its product nardilysin-like. Gene Ontology annotation, biological process: proteolysis. Lineage: Eukaryota; Metazoa; Arthropoda; Insecta; Hymenoptera; Formicidae. Gene Ontology annotation, molecular function: metal ion binding; metalloendopeptidase activity. The record is from RefSeq and is a predicted model, not a curated record.